AUGGCUUCUAUUCUUUGUUUGAAUCCAAAAGCUGAAUUGGCUCGCCAUGCUGCAGCUCUCGAGUUAAAUGUAAGUGGUGCGAAAGGGUUGAUGGAAGUGAUGCGAACAAAUCUUGGACCCAAGGGAACAAUGAAAAUGUUAGUGUCUGGUUCCGGCGAAAUCAAAUUGACAAAGGAUGGUAAUGUACUUCUUCAUGAAAUGCAAAUUCAACAUCCUACGGCUGCUAUGAUUGCUCGGGCAACUACCGCACAGGAUGAUGUUACGGGUGAUGGCACAACUUCUACUGUUCUUUUGAUUGGAGAGCUCCUUAAACAGGCAGAUCUUUUCAUCUCUGAGGGUGUUCAUCCAAGACUAAUCACUGAAGGUUUUGAGCACUCAAGUUUGAAAACACUUGAAUUUCUAGAAAAAUUCAAACAAACACCAGAAUUGGAUCGAGAAUUACUGUGCGAGAUAGCGCGAACCUCACUCAGAACAAAGCUAAAUGAAAAGUUGGCUGAUCAUAUAACAGAUUGUGUAGUGGAUGCUGUGUUAGCCAUACGAAUUGGGAACGCCUCGCAUCCAGAUUUGCAUAUGAUUGAAAUACAGGAAAUGAUGCAUGAAGAUGAUAUGGAUACCACACUUGUACGGGGAUUGGUUUUGGAUCAUGGAGCUCGACAUCCUGAUAUGCCGAAAAAUGUCAAAAAUGCUUAUAUUUUAACGUGCAAUGUAUCGUUGGAAUAUGAGAAAACUGAGGUUAAUUCUGGUUUCUUCUAUAAAACCGCAGCUGAGCGAGAACAGCUUGUCGCUUCUGAAAGAGAAUUUAUCAUGCGAAGAGUUCAAAAGAUUAUCGAUCUGAAGAAAAAAGUCUGUGAUGAAGCAGAAAGUAUUGAUGGAAAAAAGCAUGGAUUUGUAGUUAUCAAUCAGAAAGGCAUUGAUCCGCCAUCAUUAGAUUUGUUAGCAAGGAACGGAAUUCUGGCAUUGCGUCGAGCGAAGCGACGUAAUAUGGAGCGUUUGCAGUUGGCUGUUGGAGGUGAAGCUGUGAAUUGCCUCGAUGAUCUGAGUAUAAAUGUUCUUGGAUUUGCUGGUACAGUCUACGAGCAUGUUUUGGGUGAAGACAAAUACACAUUUGUCGAAGAUUGUCGAGAUCCAAAAUCAGUAACUAUUUUGUUGAAAGGACCGAAUAAACAUACGAUCACUCAGAUCAAAGAUGCUCUUCAUGAUGGCAUUAGAGCAGUUUUCAAUACUCUUGUGGAUCAAGCAGUUGUUCCGGGUGCAGGAUCAUUUGAGAUUGCUGCUCAUUGCAUGCUAAAAAAUGAAGUUGAUAAUGUAAAAGGUCAAGCGAAAUUGGGUGUCCAAGCUUAUGCAGACGCUUUACUGAUUAUUCCGAAGACUCUGGCAUUAAAUGCAGGAUUUAAUGCACAAGAAGUUAUAGUAGAGCUCAUCGAACAAAAAUUAGCAUGUAACAGUGCAGUCCCUAUCGGUUUAGAUAUUAAUUCUGGUGAACCAUGUAAUCCUCAGGGCAUAUGGGAUAAUCUUGUUGUCAAACGCAACAGUUUAGCAUCAGCAUGUGUUAUUGCAUGCAAUUUGCUUCAUGUUGACGAAGUAAUGCGAGCUGGCAUGACUAAUUUAAAGGGUGAACAAUGA
Molecule: messenger RNA, 1623 nt
Organism: Thelazia callipaeda (thelaziosis nematode)
Lineage: Eukaryota; Metazoa; Nematoda; Chromadorea; Rhabditida; Thelaziidae
Source: the annotation of a GenBank genome assembly